Malus domestica (apple) is the source of this 303-nucleotide messenger RNA. The record is from RefSeq and is a predicted model, not a curated record. NCBI's taxonomy places the organism in Eukaryota, Viridiplantae, Streptophyta, Magnoliopsida, Rosales, Rosaceae.
AUGGGAAACAGCGGGAGCAGAAACAACGGCGGCCGCCGGAGACACGCCUCCCGCCAAAACCACCCUGUUCCGCCUCCUCCGGCCCCACCUCAGCCCGAAAUCUCUCAAAACCGCUACGUAUUCGCAGCGGCGACUCCGUACCCGUCUCAGUACCCCAACCCCAACCCGCCCCAGUACCCCAACCCCAACCCGUCCCAGUACUACCAGUACCCGGGUUACUACCCGCCGCCGCCCAUGCCCGUGCCUCUGCCGGCUCCGUACGAUCACCACCACCACCGCGUUCCCCAUCCCCAAGUGGACACG